Molecule: messenger RNA, 7522 nt
Organism: Girardinichthys multiradiatus
Lineage: Eukaryota; Metazoa; Chordata; Actinopteri; Cyprinodontiformes; Goodeidae
Gene: wapla
Product: WAPL cohesin release factor a
Exons: 19
Coding region: 327-3815 (1162 amino acids)
Biological process (GO): regulation of chromosome condensation
Source: RefSeq, a predicted model, not a curated record
AGCAGCGCAAUACAGUGCCAAGCGUCACGGAGGGAUAUUUUAAUGGCCGUCAGUAGUACUUCAACAUGGAAAAACUCGGGAUUAUUCUUCAUCUUUGAAAUGGUGUAGCUUCGUUUGCAUUUGAUCAGAUCUUCGUUUGUAUCCCGCAAUGCUAUAGAGGAACAUUUAGGUCAGAGAUGUGUUUCUAGUGUUUUUUUCUGCAGCAGUGGACGGACUUUACCCGCUUGAUUUGUGCGUGAGUAGCUGAUCAGGCCUAACCGGCUGGUUAGGAGACAAGCAGACGGUUAGCUUGAGUUGAAAGAGAAUAUGUAACAUACAGCAACAAAAUGACAUCCAGAUUCGGUAAAACAUACAAUCGCAAGGGAGGGGAGGCAAAUUCAAAGUUUGAGGAAGUGUUCUCUAAUAAAAAGCCCACCCUGACCACCAAAUGGGGGGAGACCACCUACAAGGCACAGCUGGGAAGCAAAAAGCCUUCCUUAAAACCUGGUGGACCUGAGGUUUCCAAGAGGCCCAGGCUUGAGGACAGUGACAGUGAAGACCCAUUUGGGUUCGACAGUGAUGAAGAGUCCAAAGCUGUAACCUCUGAUAAUGUUUCUGAGUUGAAAAUGCCAGAGGAGGAUGUACCGAAACCGGUUACAGCGCAGGGCAGAGUGACUGCCACUGUUGUGACACCUGCACAGGGCUCUGCAAGUAUAACAGCAACAUUUACAAAUAAACAGACAUCAGCGAAUGAUUUUAAAAACAACCAGCCGUGGUACAAAAGUGCAUUGGCCGGCAACCAAAAACCUGUAUAUGUGACCUAUGUCUCAGAGACAGUCCUCUUUGAUAAUGAAAACUUGUCAUUAUUCCAGACGCCCGUUUCCUCCUCCUCUAAUUUAGAACACACCCUGUCAGCAAAUGUACCUGGAGGAAUGCAAAACAUUCAACCUGCAUGCUCUUAUGAUGGAUCCCUGUCGGAGGAAAUGAAGAGUGCGGACCAGGAGCUUUCCACAGAGCCCCCGCCAGAACCAGUGGACAACAUUCCCCCUUCGCCAUUUACCUUAAGGGCCUCAAACUGCAAGAAAUACCAACGACCCUACCAGUCUAAUAAAACACUAACUGAAACUGGCGAGAGCAACAGUGACAAGCCCAUUGACCCUGCCCAAGAUAAAUCCAACAGUGUCCUUUCUGCUAGUGCAAGUAGUACUGCUGCCAGUGCUAAAACAGCAACCAGGCCCGCAGGCAGGGGUGGUGGGAGGGUGAGGGACUACACGGUUCUACACCCUUCCUGUCUGUCAGUCUGCAAUGUCACUAUCCAGGACUCAAUGGAGCGAAGCAUAGAUGAACUCGUGGCACAGCCUACCCCUGCUGACCUGGGAGAAGCGGGUCAGAUGAAGAAGAAGACGGACACGCAACCGCCUAAACCUACUCGGUUUAGGCCUGCUCAGACAAAGACGAAGAAGACUAAGGCGGAGACGAAGCUGGAGUUCUUUGGGUUUGAGGACAAAGACGGCGAAGGGGAAGAUGCGAGUUCAGAGGGGGCUAUGGCAGGCAAAAGUAGCUACAAGAUCAAGUAUUUUGGCUUUGAUGACCUUAGUGAGAGUGACAGCGAUGAUGAGAACUCUCAGGCCAAAGAGAAAAAGGCCAAAAGGGCGGCCGCAGCCUUAGCUGCUCUGAGCUCCAGCGUUGACAGUCCCCAUACCAGUGACUCUCAGGACAGUCAAGCCAGCAGCAAUACAGAUACUUUUGACUUCUGUGAUGAUUCCAGUCCUGGUGUCACUGAGGGGCAAAAAGGGCGACCAGGGAAGCAAGGUGACAAAUCUAAGGACUCUGCCACUGGACUCAAAAAGAUUUUCAGUGGGCCCAAAAAGUCUCCAUCUAAAGCUGUGUACAAUGCUCGACACUGGAACCAUCCUGAAUACGAGGAGAUACCAGCGCCUCAGCUUUCUCGAUCUCCGACCUCUCCGGCCAUUUUACCAAGCAGCAACAAGGACAAUAAUUCUCAUAAAGAUGAUGGCUUGUUCAAAGCCCCUCCACCGCCACCAAAAGUCAUCAAAUCGGAGACCAUCCCCACACGACCCAAUCAGGAGAUUGUCACAGCACUUAAAUGCAGGAAAGAAGACAAAGAGCUGUACACAGUGGUGCAGCAUGUGAAGCACUUCAAUGACGUGGUGGAGUUCGGAGAGAAUCAAGAGUUCACCGAUGACUUUGAGUACCUGGAGACGGGACUGAAGAGCAGUCAGCCACUUAACACAAGAUGCCUUAGUAUAAUCAGCUUGGCCACACGGUGCGCCAUGCCGAGUUUCAGGAUGCACCUACGGGCCAGAGGAAAAGUGGCUCAGGUCUUCAAAAUACUCAGUGAUGCUCCCCAGCAUCCGAACCUUGCUCUGUGCACGGCUGCCCUGAUGUACAUCCUGAGUAGGGAUCGUCUCAACAUGGAUCUGGACCGGGCAUGUCUGGAGCUAAUGAUCAAGCUGCUGGAGCUAGACCAGGACUACUCAGGCCACCAGGAUCAGCUCACUGCAAAAGAAGUGGAAAAGGUCAAGGAGAAGAUCAGAAAGCUCUGUGAGACUGUGCACAACAAGCAUCUGGACUUAGAAAACAUCACGACGGGCCAUCUUGCCAUGGAGGCGUUAUUAUCCCUGACCUCCAAGAGGGCGGGUGAUUGGUUCAAAGAAGAACUGCGGCUAUUAGGAGGCCUGGACCAUAUUGUGGAUAAAGUGAAAGAGUGUGUAGAGAACCUGAGCCAAGAGGAGGACAAGGAGAACCUUGUUGCAUCUCUGUGGGGAGCUGAGAGAUGUCUGAGAGUGCUUGAAAGUGUGACUGUGCAGAACCCAGAAAACCAGGGUUAUCUGAUUGCCUACAAAGACUCACAACUCAUCGUCUCUUCUGCCAGAGCUUUGCAGUACUGUGAAGAUAUGAUCCAGCGGUACAGCAGGGCCUUAAACAACAGCUCUUUAUCAUCGUCCGGUGUAACGCUGCCACACUGUAGCUUCAGCAACGUGGGCAAGGCAGUGGAGGACUGCAUGAGGGCUGUCAUAGGGGUGCUGCUCAACCUCACCCAUGAUAAUGAGUGGGGAAGCACUAAGACAGGCGAGCAGGAGCAGCUAAUAAUCACUGCUCUAAAUUGUGUCCUCCGAGUCCCACGCUACAUCCCACAGGAGCAGCGUUUUGACGUGCGAGUGUUGGGUUUGGGGCUGCUAAUUAACCUUGUGGAGUACAGCUCCAGAAACCGCCACUGUCUGGUCGACAUGGAGUUCAGUGUGGAUGACACGUGUUUGGAAGACAGCCUGAUGCAGCCUGCUGAUCCGACACAAGCGGAGACAGCAGCACAAUCAGCUGAGACUGAGGGGGACGAGGCUGACACGCCGAAGCCUGCUGGAGCUUUAGCGGCCCUGGUGAAGCUCUUCCUUGAGAGAGAGCGUGCUGCCAUCCUGGCUGAGGCGAAGACGGAUGACCUCAUCAGUGAGGCUCCUAAACCGGCCCUGGACCAAAGCGGAGAGUGGCAGGAAACGUCGGGAGAAAUCCAGUGGGUGGCAUCUGAAACAAACGACAGCCAAACUGAAAAGAAAGAGGAAGAGGAAGAAGAGUUGGACCUAAAUAAAGCUCUGCAGCAUGCAGGCAAACACAUGGAGGACAGCAUCGUUGCCUCCUACACAGCUCUGUUACUAGGCUGCCUCUGUCAGGGCAGCCAGAUAAAUGUGACUACUGUGAGACAGCACCUGCCUAAAGGGGAUUUCUCUAUAAUGACAGAAAUGCUGAAGAAGUUCCUGAGUUUCAUGAACCUCACGGUGAGUAUCACUGCGAAGAUAAUAUCGUUAUCGUGGCAACCCUAAUCGGAAUAACCAUACAACCCAGAUAACACGGUCUAAGAAAAAUGCUGGAUACCAUUUCUAAUACCGGUUCCGAUUUUCUUGAAGGCACAUGGUCCUUUCUGGAUAGGAACAACACAAUUAUGUUUACAAUAUGAUAAUAAUUAACUUCCUUUAUUUGGGCAAAACCAAUAAGUAGGUGGCAAUUCAGCCUUUAUUUAGAAAAUUUUAAGUGUCACUUCCCUGUUUGGCAAAACAGUAGACAAGAUACCACUUUUAAGAGUUAAUAUAUUGAAAUAUCGUUUCUUUUGACGACCCAAAUUCUGACAAAGCUAAGAUAAAUUAUGGAGACACGCAAGAACCUGAUCAGAGUCAAAAUGAUGAGAUGCUAACACAUCAAAUCAGACAUGGGCAAGUAUGAGAUACUCACAGAACGAUAACCUUGAGUAAAAAUACAGCAGUCUUAAAGUAUUAACACAAAAACUUAAAACAAAUGUAUAACAGGAUCUGGUUGCUUUUAUAUCUAACAGAAAUGCAAAUUUCCAUCUGUUUAAAUUUCAAAUCCAAAGUUGUACUGUUUAUUGUCGUUACAUGGUUUUUGUAACCUACAGAUAAUUAGACUUGAUUUUUAUUCAAGCAGCUAAAGGUUCAUUAUUUUUUUCUCUAAUGUCCACGAAGUUAUAAAAACUACAGGAAGAAAAAUUUUAAUUUGAGUCCUGGAAACUGUAGACUUUCUUAAAUUAAAAAUGUGUAGGAACAGCCGGGACGAAUUAGAUUUGUUUAACAGAUACACAGAAAGUUAAGGUAAUUAUAUGAGAAAUAUUGGCUUUUAAACUAAAUACGUUUAUUGUGCAGAAUAUUAUUCCUCCUUGCUCUACUGCCAGAAGUCUAACAAGCCCAUAUUAGUUGGUUAAUUAGUCAGGUACUUAGCAGACAAGCUCCCUCUAGCCUUUCUAAGUGUACUUAGAAACAGCAUUUGUUUAAUAAGAGGGAUUUAUUUUUCUACACAAUGACCUUCCACCAUGCAGAAACAGGUGGGGAAGGGGGAAGAUGGUAUUAUUUUACUCUGUACACCCAGAGAAAAACUCACCUCAGUCUGGCACUUUUUCUGGCAACUCAUAAUAAAUGAAAACUGUAUGAAAAUAUGAUAAAAAAUUAAACAUUUAUAUUCCUCUAAACCAGAAACUGGUCCAUGGCCAAAUUAAUACUUUUCUUGCUAAAAAGGAAAAAAACAAAAUCAUUUGCAAGCGAUAAGAUAAUAAAAAUGCAAAGAUUUUUAUUUAAAUGCCUUCAGUUGUUAAAUCAGUCCUUGACUUGGCUAGUUGAAAUGGGGAUAGAAAAACACAUUUAUUUGCACCAACUGCAUUAAAGCACAUUGUUGUGAAGUGUUUUUUUUGUUGUCCUCAGUUAAAAGUAAUUUCAGUCCCUCUUUUGAAAAAGGAAGGUCUUCAUGUUUCAUUUUCCAUGAAAAGGAAGAGAAGCGGCUGAGCUUCGUCUGCACAGAUAAAUGUACAACAGGCGGUCGGGUGUUCUUAUUUCAUUGGUGUCUCAGUUGAUUCCAGAGGCUGCAAAACCACCUCCACAGCCUCUAGUAGCUUUUAAGAACAGCUGCCAUUAUUAUACAAAAUGUGAUCCAUCUCCAAAGUUCUUAUCUCCAAGCUGCAAAUUUCAAGCAGUAAUAAAUUCAGAAUAUUAAUAUUAAUAUUUAUUGAGGAGUUUAUGGUCACAGAUCUGCAUUUUUUGCAGCGUUCCGACAGAACGGAUGCCUGGAAAAAUGUUUCAGUUUUCAUUUGAACAGAUGCUCAAACUAUAUACAGUGUAAUCUUUUCCUUUUAAUGCGCCUUUAAGACCCCACAACGCUUCUCACGCUUUUGUUUUCCUUCCCCUGUCUCCCCACAUAGUGUGCAAUGGGAACCACGGGACAGAAGUCCAUCUCACGGGUCAUCGACUACCUGGAGCACUGUUAACACACGAUGAACCAUAACAAACUCAGACUCUUCUGCACAUUUAAAGGGUUCAAGAUUCCCUGGGUCCCCUUCACAUCCAGAGGGGGCCAUUGAUGUCACACUCCCUUGACCUCAUUUGAACAUCCAUUGACGCAUACACCAACAAGUUGUGUGUAAACUUACAAAAACGAAAGUUUCUGUCCCUUUCUGGAGCACAGCCUGAACCAAAGCCCUGUUAGAUUAUAGACAUGUCGAUUGUUUUAUUUUUUUUCUCAUACGAGACACCACAUUUAAUGUCCAGGUUCAUUCUUGUUUGUGAAUUGCACAGAUUAUUUGCUAAAUAAUUCUGCAAGCUUUCUAAUAAGUGGGCUGUCAUUAGAAAUGGACUCAAGGUGGAUCUCCCCAUGCAUCAUCCCAAAAGGUUUGACAACAAUAAGCCACCGAGGAGGAGUCAUAUUCGCUGUCAGAUUCUGAUUUCUGGCCGUGCAGCUCAAGUGUUGGAAUCAGAUUUUAUGGAUCAUUACAUCUUAAUCUCUGCCUAUCCACAUCCAAGGCAAGGGUGAAAUAAUUGAUCAGCAGGGAAAUCAAUCAUCUUCAUGGACUUCAGAACGAUAUCUUUAUGUAAACCAGUGUGAAAUGAUUUUGAAUUCAAUCAUCCAUUCUUUUUCCCCCCAUUCAGAUUCACAGACUGAAUGUUUAAGGGAAAUAAUUUUUUAUUUUUUUUUGGUUUUUAUGUUUUCAAUUAUGUUUUUAAACAAAUUUAGCUGGUAAUGUAAUUAAGUUUUUCUUUACUCCUUCAGGAUAUUUUCUCCCAAAUUGAUUUCUGUUAACAGCUACCAGGUCCCUGUGACAGAGCAAUCAUGUCAGCAUGUCCUGUGUUUAACUGAGACUGACGGUAGGAAACGACGUGCCGUCAUAGGUUUUUAUUUCCUUGUCACCCAUAUUUGUUUAUAUUUUAAUUAAUUUAAAUGUCAACUAAUUCAGCAGUGUGGUUACUAUAUCCACUUAACUCAGCUAUAGCACAUAAUGAAAUAUUCCAAAUGAUUGUUUUUGUUUUGGUUUUAAUUGCAAUGAAAUAAUUUUAAGAAUUGUAUUUAAUUUAAAAGUUUUCUCUCCUUGUGUAAAUGCAAAGCCUUUACUGAGCUGGAUUAUGUUUUGUAUUAAUAUAAUCAUGUAACUGAUUUAGCAAAUUUAUAGUUUGUGGCCCAAGUUUUAACAAAAAAUAUACUUUUUGAUUAAGAAACUCUGAUUGGAUGUAGCGUCAUGCUUUUCCUUAGUCAUUAUCAUCAUGUGUCUGCUUUGGACGCCUCGUCCUGAGCUCAAAUUUAUUUAUUCUGCUUUGGUGUCAUUUCCCCUGUUUUGCCUACCCGAAACUUUGAAAAGCCUCUUGUCGUGUACUGCUCUCAUGUUCGAUCACUGAACCGAGUUACAGCCAUAAUUGUAUAAAUAUUGGUUUGAUCUGGUUUUUGUAGGGCGGUGGUGAGCAUAAAUUUGACUGUGUUUACUGUUAAUUGCUUUGCAAUAUCUUGUUCUAAAGGAGAUUUUAGAAUGUAAAUACUCGUGUACAUAUAGGUUACUGGACAUUUACGCAGACUUCUCUUUUUUUUUUUUGCCCCCUCCCUUCCUUUAAGCUAAUAUUUUAUACUAUAUUUCUGAGUUGUUUGGAAAAAAAAAUCGAUAAUUGCAAGAUAAAAAAAAAAUGUUUGUACCAGUUUUGAGAACGUAGUUUCUGGUUACAUGUACAUAGUUGUAUCUGAAAAUGGAACAAAAUUGCUACUUUCAGUA